AUGGCUGAGAAGAUCGCGAUUGACAAAAACAAUUUCUUCAACCACCUAUCCAACCUUUAUGCGUCAUGGAAGGCAGACAAGCGCUCGGGGAAUGUGUUGUUCGGCGGCGCAGACUCUAUGGUCAUCCUCAUGGGCAAGACCAAGACCGAUGAGAGCUCCUUUCAAAAGAACAACGCCAUGCACUUCUGGCUUCUCGGUUACGAAUUCCCUGCCACCCUCUUUGUCUUUACGACCGAGGCGGUCUACGUGGUCACGACGGCCAAGAAAGCUGAGCUCCUCGAACCCUUGAAAGGUGGCAAAAUCCCGGUCGAGCUUCUAGUGACGACAAAAGACCCAGAGACCAAGACUAAGGCUUUCGAAAAAUGCUUGGAUGUCAUCAAGGGCGCAGGAAAGAAAGUUGGCACCCUUCCGAAAGACACCACAUCCGGACCGUUCGCCGACGACUGGAAACGUGCAUUUGGAGAUAUCUCGAAGGAUGUCGAGGAGGUGGACAUCACGCCUGCGCUUUCCGCUGCCUUUGCGAUCAAGGACCCCGAAGAACUGGUUUCGAUUCGCAAUGCCUCCAGAGCGUGCAGCGGUCUCAUGUCUGAAUACUUUGUGGAUGAAAUGUCCCGCUUGCUCGAUGAGGAAAAGCAGAUGACGCACAAAGCUCUUGCAGCCAAGGUCGAUGCGAAGAUUGACGAUGCGAAAUUCUUCAACAAGCUAGCGCGCCUGCCGUCUGAGUUUGAUGCCGAACAGAUCGAUUGGGCUUAUGGACCUGUGGUUCAGAGCGGAGGAUCCUACGACCUGAAGCUGACCGCUACUUCUGACGGCAAAAACCUGGAACCUGGCAUCAUUAUUUCAAGCUUUGGUAUCCGAUACAAGACUUACAACUCGUUAAUCGGGCGAACCUAUCUGGUGGACCCUAGCAAGUCCCAAGAAUCAAACUAUGCAUUCCUGCUGAAUCUCCAUGAAGUGGUCAUGAAAGAGAUCCGCGACGGGGUGGUCGCUAAGGAUGUUUACAACAAGGCACUCAACCUAGUCCGUUCCAAGAAGCCCGAGCUUGAAAAUCAUCUGGUCAAGAACAUCGGUGCGGGAAUUGGCAUUGAGUUGCGCGAUUCGAACAUGGUCCUCAACGCGAAGAACAACCGGGUUCUGAAAAACGGUAUGACGCUGUCAAUCACCGUCGGCCUGACCGACGUAAAGGAUUCCGAUUCAAAGGGGGGCAACGUCUACUCCAUGGUCGUCACUGAUACUGUUCGUGUUGGAGACAACGGACCUCAUAUCUUCACGAAAGAUGCCGGUAUGGACAUGGACUCGGUCUCGUUUUACUUUGGAGAUGAUGAGGAGCCGGAGAAACCGGUGAAGGAGAAGAAAGAGUCAAAGUCGAGUGCGGUGGCUAGCCGAAAUGUCACACGGACGAAACUCCGUGCCGAAAGACCAUCUCAGAUUAACGAAGGUGCCGAAGCGCGCCGUCGUGAGCAUCAGAAAGAGUUGGCCUCAAAGAAGACCAAGGAAGGUCUAGACAGAUUUACUGGCACUACAGGAGAUGAUAACGGUGUUGCUCAGAAGAAGUUUAAGCGCUUCGAGUCCUACAAACGAGACAACCAGUUGCCCGCCAAGGUCAAGGACCUCGUCGUCUACGUUGAUCACAAAGCUUCCACGGUCAUUGUACCCGUUAUGGGAAGGCCUGUGCCAUUCCACAUCAACACGAUCAAGAACGCCAGCAAAAGCGACGAAGGAGACUACGCUUACCUCCGCAUCAAUUUCCUCUCUCCUGGUCAAGGAGUGGGCCGAAAGGAUGACCAGCCUUUUGAAGAUCCGUCGGCGCAUUUCGUUCGCAAUUUGACAUUGCGCUCCAAAGACAAUGACAGACUGGCCCAGGUCGCGCAGGAUAUUACUGAACUCCGCAAGACUGCCCUGCGGCGGGAACAGGAGAAGAAGGAGAUGGAGGAUGUGGUCGAGCAAGACAAGCUCGUUGAAAUCAGAAACCGUCGACCUGUGAAGCUCCCUGACGUGUACCUUCGACCUCCGCUGGAUGGCAAGCGUGUCCCCGGAGAAGUCGAGAUCCACCAAAAUGGUCUGCGAUACUUGUCACCCUUCCGCAACGAACAUGUUGAUGUGCUCUUUAGCAACGUCAAGCAUCUCUUUUUCCAGCCAUGUGCCCAUGAGCUGAUAGUCCUCAUCCAUGUGCAUCUGAAGACGCCCAUCAUGAUUGGAAAGAGAAAGACAAGGGAUGUGCAAUUCUACCGCGAAGCAACCGAAAUGCAGUUUGAUGAGACUGGUAACCGUCGUCGCAAGCACCGGUAUGGCGACGAGGAGGAAUUUGAGGCCGAGCAAGAGGAAAGACGCCGAAGAGCUGCACUUGACCGUGAGUUCAAGGCGUUCGCCGAAAAGAUUGCCGACGCUGGCAAGGACGAGGGUGUGGAUGUCGACAUCCCCUUCCGAGAGAUUGGUUUCACCGGUGUUCCCAACCGCUCCAACGUCUUGAUUCAGCCGACCACUGAUGCUCUCGUUCAAUUGACUGAGCCACCGUUCAUGGUUAUCACUCUGAACGAGAUCGAGAUUGCUCAUCUGGAGCGAGUUCAAUUCGGGCUGAAGAACUUCGAUUUGGUCUUUGUUUUCAAGGAUUUCCACCGACCCCCUGUGCACGUCAACACAAUCCCCGUCGAAGCACUCGAGGGUGUCAAAGACUGGCUUGACUCCGUUGAUAUUGCCUUCACUGAGGGUCCGCUCAACCUGAACUGGACUACUAUCAUGAAGACAGUCGUGAGUGAUCCGUACGGAUUUUUUACCGACGGUGGCUGGUCGUUCCUGGCUGCCGAGUCGGACUCGGAAGGUUCCGAAGACGAAGAAGAGUCUGCCUUCGAAUUGUCCGAUUCCGAGCUGGCUGCAGCGGACGAGAGCUCCGAGGAGGAUAGCGAGUUUGAUGACGAUGCCAGCGCGGACGCAAGUGAAGAGGACUUUAGUGGGGAUGAAGAGAGUGGCGAAGAUUGGGACGAGCUGGAGAAGAAGGCGAAGCGUCAUGACAAGGAGAUCAAUAUGGACGAGGAUGACCGGGGCACAAAGCGCAAGCGCUGA
Penicillium atrosanguineum is the source of this 3060-nucleotide messenger RNA. RefSeq names its product chromatin-remodeling protein SPT16 (gene spt16). NCBI's taxonomy places the organism in Eukaryota, Fungi, Ascomycota, Eurotiomycetes, Eurotiales, Aspergillaceae. Bases 1 to 3060 code for a protein of 1019 amino acids. Gene Ontology annotation, biological process: transcription elongation by RNA polymerase II; positive regulation of transcription elongation by RNA polymerase II. Gene Ontology annotation, cellular component: FACT complex. The transcript is spliced from 6 exons. The record is from RefSeq and is a predicted model, not a curated record. Gene Ontology annotation, molecular function: nucleosome binding.